AUGACGACGACGACGACGACGACGACGACGGGCGCGGCGCUCGCGGCGUCGGUGCGCGCGCGGGUACGUCGUCGACACGCGUCGUCGAAGGUGUCGUCGUCGACGCGUCGCGCGGAUGGGCGACGGGGGACGACGCGCGCGGUUUCGGGCGAGGACGACGCGCGCGGACGAGGCGCGGCGCUCGCGCUGGCGCCUCGAGAGGUCAUGGACUCGAUCGAGGUCCCGGCGGAGCUCGUGCAAGUGCGAGCGUACGUGCGAUGGGAAGAGGCGGGAAUGCCGGAGGAUACCACGGAGGAGUGGCGGCAGAGCGAGUACGACGAGGCGCUGUUGGAUUUGAAGAUUGAGCUCUUGAGAGGGACGACGAUGAACGAGCUGCGGGCGAGGUAUAAGAUGGAGCCGGUGGAGGGCGGUGACGUACGAAUGUUCACCGAGGACGCGGAUCUUGCUCGAAGGGUAAAAGCGGCAGAGACGCUUUCGAUGAAAUCGAGCGCGGACGAGGUGAUCACGACGCGGGACGAGCUGGCGUCGAUGGAGUUCAUCGACAGCGUCGUCGGCGACGCGGAGGACGUAGCGCGCUCGAUUGAGGUCGCCAUCGAUGAGUUCGUCGACAGUGUAAUCGAUGGUGACGAAGUCGCCAACGACGAUGUCUUCGCCUCGAUGACGCCGGAAGAACUCACGGACAUGGAAACGGCUCUGAACGACUCAAAGAAUUGGUCAACGCGCGCGCAACUUGUCGCCGCCAUCAUGGGCCCGAACGAGAAUAUGUCCGAUGAGCAAGACGCUGGUGCGGCGGAAAGACUCGCGACUCUACUUGAAGAGUUGGAAGAGACCAAAGAGAUGUUGACGGUCAAGGAAGAAGCUCUAAACAAUAUGAAAACAGAGCUCGAAAAUAUGGAAGAAGAAAUCGUCGUCUCGCAAGCGACGACGGACAAGGCGUUGGCUGAGAUCAAGGAGAGCUGGGCCGCCGAAGUGAGCCAACUCAAGGCUGAGCUUAAGAUGACGCAAAGUCGUGUCGAGGGUGGCGAUGAGGCACUCGCGCAGCGAAUUGAGGCCUUGCUCAAGGAAGCAGGCGAAGCGCGACAAGCAAAACAGAAACUUGAGACGGAGCUUGAGGAAGCGAUGAGGCGUGUUGAAGACGCCAAGGUGAGUCAGAUCAAGGCUGAAGCGGUGCGUGAUGCAAACGCGGAGGUCAUUCUGAUGCUCAAGAAGGACUUGGAGACGACAAAGGAAGAACUACACAAGCUGAAAUCAAAUUCCAGGGCGGAGACAGAGUUUCAGAAGCUUCAAGCCGAGCUCGAUCGCGCAUGGGAGGCAGCCUCUGAGAUCCAGACGAGGUGGGAUAACGACCGCAAGGUUAUUGACUUUCUCACCAAGUCCAUCGAUGACGAAAAGGCCAAGAGGGAGGCCCGCGAGGCGCAGUCCAUCCCCGCCGCCGCCAUGGGUAUUUUGUCUUGGGCGCGAGGCUCCAUCGAGAAGCGCGCAGCCGCUGUCUCCUCUGUGUCUCAGCAAACGCUCGAAAACGUCGCUCAAGCCUACCAAGAUCUCGAAGCAUCGACCGGUGCGUUCAGUGAUGAUGUUCUUGCGGACGAUUCCGAGUCGGACUUCUUGCGAGACAUGUAA
Molecule: messenger RNA, 1620 nt
Organism: Ostreococcus tauri
Lineage: Eukaryota; Viridiplantae; Chlorophyta; Mamiellophyceae; Mamiellales; Bathycoccaceae
Product: unnamed product
Exons: 1
Coding region: 1-1620 (539 amino acids)
Source: RefSeq, a predicted model, not a curated record